This is a messenger RNA of Spizellomyces punctatus DAOM BR117, 5579 nucleotides long. RefSeq lists its product as uncharacterized. NCBI's taxonomy places the organism in Eukaryota, Fungi, Chytridiomycota, Chytridiomycetes, Spizellomycetales, Spizellomycetaceae. The record is from RefSeq and is a predicted model, not a curated record. Gene Ontology annotation, molecular function: actin binding; small GTPase binding. The transcript is spliced from 15 exons. Bases 46 to 5355 code for a protein of 1769 amino acids. Gene Ontology annotation, biological process: actin cytoskeleton organization.
UUUCCUGCUCAGCGGGACGACUGCCCAGAAGGGCUUCUGUACUUAAUGUAUCGGCCAAAUGACUUCAAAGAGACCCGCCGAACCUCCCAUACGAGCAUGUCGGAGCGAACAAAAGAUAAGCUGGCGGAGAUUGGGUCCAGAAUUUUCGGAGCCAGCGGAAAGGACCGUGAGCGGGAGAGUCAGGACCUAUUGCGUGCAUUUGAGGCCAUGCUGAAUGAUCGCGGAAUUCAUGGUCCUGCACGGACUCACAUGAUGAGCUUUGACAGUAGUCGGAAAAGGCGUCUCAUUCUAGACUGGCAGCAGCAAAGAAGACCAGACGCAGAGAGGGCAAACGUACAAGGGAAUCACUCCCCUCCACCGGGUUCGCCUGGGAUGAGAAGGACUUCUGUCGGCUCGAUAGGCUCUCACCAUUCCAAUGCGUCAUCAAUGGAGUCUAUGCCUUUGGCGCACAAGUCAUCUGUUACGUCACUCAAUGGGGAAACUGAUGAGAAGCUUGAAAGGCUCUUUGUGGCGGUAUUAGACAGAUUAAAGAUACAUGGUUCUGCACGAGAAACCAUGAUCCGAACUCUGGACGCUAAGCGAAAGCGCGAUCUUAUCGAACAGUAUCGCCGGGCCAGGGAAUUGGAAAAACAAUCUGCCCGCAGAAACUCUGCCGCACCACGUCAGGAGAGAACACAGAGCCAGGCUCAAGCCCCUGAGGUUGAGUCCGUUAACCUCGAUACGGAAGACCUUGAAAAAGUGUUCCGUAGAGUGUUGGAUGAACUAGAUAUCAGAGGAUCUGCCCGAGAUAAUAUGUUGAAAAUGGACCGUACGCGACAAAGAGAGAUCAUACAGCUGUAUCAUCAUCUACGUCAAAAGGAGGGCAGCCAGCCGGGAAGAACGUUGUCUACAACUUCCACAUUAGUCGCCCCACCAUUGCCAGACCGCCAUUCUGCGAACGGUAAUAUGCCGUCUCUUCCUGAGCGAACCGACUCACUUCAAACUUCAUCUCCUGCCGACUUGAACACUCUUGGGGAGCAAACUCCCCAACGCUUUGUUGCUCUGUUAGCAAAUAGAAACACUCCUCUUAAGGCCCUAUAUCGGCAUCUCACGGCAUUCCGCAUUACACUCUCCCUGUCAAAUGCCAAUUUCAUACGUGACUUCCUGCAGGCUGAGGUCCCCUACUUAGGUCUUCAUGGUGUGCGUGGAAUACGUGCUCUAGAAAUUGUAUUGGACCGCGUUUAUGAAGCAAAGCAUUUGCGGAGUAUCACAUCGGGGGGACAUCGGUCCUACCGGAACUAUACCGCCGACAAACCCCUACCCCCAAUUCCUGCCGGAGGACAUUCAUCAUACGCCGAUGCUGUUUUAGAAGACGAGCUUGGCCUUGAGACUGUUCGCUGCAUCAAACUAAUCAUGAAUGCCGAAGUAGGAUAUGCCGCGGUGUUGAAUUCCCCUUCCUUAAUGAAGCAGCUGGCGUACUGCUUGGCUGCACCUGAUCUUUCAGCAGCAACCAUUGGUGGGGAUGCGAGGACCCGACGCGCGAAUAUAGCAUUACGGACUGCAGUGGCUGGGGUUUUGGGCCCCAUGUGCCUGCUUUCUGAGAAAGGCAGAACACUGGCCCUGCAGUCAAUGUCAGAUCUUGCGGUUGCUCAGGGUGAACCUGGCAGGUUCAAUUGCAUGAUUAACUCCCUUCUUGAUCCGUUUGUAAGCCCGUUGCAAGCAACCUGCACCACCCCAGCCGAUUGGCGAGACUCGGAUGAGGUUCAAGCUACAUGGGAGUACCGGACGGCCAUAAUGAUUUUCGUGAAUGGACUUGUAUCUGCUCCUGAAGACUCACGUGAGAGGUGGAAGAUACGGCGCGAGGUCGAGGAUCGGGGUCUGCGAAGAGUUAUGCAGACUUUGCGGGACAUGGAGCCCCCAGAACCCCUGGCAGUGCAAUUGGAUGCAUAUGAAGAAGAUCGAGCAGCGGAUUUGGAAAUGAUGGAGGCCGCUUUCCGUGAGAAGAACGCGGCGUUAAGUGACCCUCGAGAAACACUAGACAAGCUUUUGGAAACUGCGAAGGCUUUACCUGACCCUGAGCGGGCGCAAAAUCUGGUGCUGACCACGAUUAAAAAUGUUUCAACCAUGGUGGAAGCAUUGCGAAAACGCGCUAGCAUAAUUAACCGUUGCUCAGAGGCCGGCGCACACCAGAUAAAAAUGGAUGUGGAUGCCGAUCUUGAGGUCAGGGAAGAGGCAGCUGAGGCACUUGCGCUCAUGGAGCGUGCCACGGGAGGAAUUUCAAAUAGAAUGUCGGCAUGGAUAGAGCAUUCCUCAGCACCUGAAAAGUCAAAUCGAACCGUCAAGUAUCAAACUUUAGCUGCAGACUUGAUCCGUGGGGUGGAGGAGGUUGCCGGAGUCGUGGUCGGCUUUCAGUCUACCGGACAUACUUCAACCCCACCGGGUGGCAGUAACUUAUUGACGGUAGUUAGAGAGCUGGAGACAAUGAAACAGAAGUAUGCGGAAAGUCUCACAGCCUUCGAAGCACAGCGGAAAGAGUUGGACCACCUCAGAGCGACAUUGAGCCGACGGCCACAGGAGAACUGUCCGCCCCUUCCUCCUCGGGACGGAAUACCUCCUCAUGAUACGACAGGAAGACAACGCCGUCCUCGUCCGCUCCCGGUACCACCUGUCCUCACAACUUCCGAUAGUGGCACAGGGUUUAUAGAAACCGACGGUGAAGACCGUCCGGCGUCCGUACGAUUGGGCGCAGGCGCAGGGGUUGGCCGAUUGUGGGAGGAAAUCCGACGCUUGGAAGAUAUUGUGAGCGAGCUACGGACUAUUAAACCCGACAGUCUUUCCGGCAAGCUGGCCGCGCUCAAACCUGAACAGCAAGCUCGUGUUGAAGUAUUAAUAAACGAGAUACAAGCAAAGGCAAUGGCUGAUGCACGCAAAGAAGACAAGGUUGAACCACCACCUUCCGCUCCUCCGCCGCCGCCUCCGCCGCCUCCACCUCCACCACCUGCCACUGGCGGACCACCACCGCCGCCGCCUCCACCUCCUGCUGCUGGAGGAGGACCACCUCCACCACCUCCACCACCGGGAGGAAUGCCGCUACCCCCUGUCGGAUUGAAGAUUGUCAAAGCGAAACAGCCCAUGAAGCCUCUGCAAUGGGUGAAGAUUCCAAGUCGUCUUGCGAAGUCCACAAUCUGGGAGACCCUUGUAGAAGAAGCGUACCGAGGGCCGGUUAUUAAGGAGGUUUUCUUUGACGAGAAGGAGCUCGUGGAACUAUUUGCCAAAGAAGAAGCCCCACCACGUCCCAAACCACAGCCGAAAAAGGAAGCGGCUGUAAAGAAAGUCAUCACCCUGAUAGAUAGCCGAAGAGCGCAGAACAUUGCUAUCAUGCUGGGAGGUUUACGUCUCCAAUAUCCGGAAAUCAGGAAUGCUAUUAUCGAAAUAGACGAUAGUAUUUUGUCUGUUGAGCGGUUACAUGCACUUCGAAUGUGGGCGCCCACCGAUGAAGAGUGCGAUAUUGUUCGUGGCUAUGAAGGAGAUAUAGAAGAUCUCGGCAACGCAGAGAAGUAUAUUCGUGAAGUCAUGGAUAUACCUAGAUUAGCGUACAGACUGGAAAGCAUGCGCUUCCGCAAGCGGUUCGCAGAGGAGGUUGAAGAAGUCGUUCCGGACAUGGAAACUGUCCUACUUGCAUGCGAGCAACUUAAGAACUCCAAACGUUUGCGAAAGCUACUCGAAACGGUGCUGGUUGUGGGCAACUAUUUGAAUGGGACGUCCUUCCGUGGUGAUGCGCAUGGGUUUAAGCUGGAAGCACUCCUGAAUCUCAAAGAUACACGGGCGAGCAAAAACAACCACAGGACGGUUUCCACGCUUUUGCAUUAUCUUGCUAAGAAGCUGGACGAAAAGGAACCAGAACUCCUUGAUUUCAUGAGGGAAAUGCCCAGAGUCGAAUUGGCGGCGCGAGUGUGCAUCCCUGCACUUUUGGCAUCCAUCAAGGCGCUUCGUAAGGGAGUCGAAGGUGUCAAGGCAGAGCUUGCAGAGCUUGCUAAGCUCGGUCCUGCCAGCGAGAACGAUCGAUUUGUGCCAGUGAUGCAGGCCUUCAGUGCCCGCGCGGAAGUGCGUGUCGCUGGGCUGGAGUACCAAGCCGCCGUGGCGGAAAAGAAUGUCAAUGAGCUUAUUUCAUUCUUUGGCGAUGACCCGAAUGAAAGAGGAGACGCCCCGGAGGAAUUUUUUGGAUUGUUUGCAUCAUUUUCAAAUGCACUUGCGCGAGCGCGCCGGGAAAAUGAGGCAGCAGAUCGUAAAGCAAAACAGAAGGAGGCCUAUACGCAGCACGUGGCGCUCUUGAAAGCUAAUAGGGCGCGAUCGGCUUCUAACCCCGCUCCAGUUUUGGAGAGCAUAUCUAGAGAUGACUCCGCAUCAUCGUCCCCAGUCAGAUCACGGGAUCCUUCAUAUAGCGACUUGCGUGAAACGCUACUACGGUCGAUCGAAAUUGAGGAGGAGGUACAAAGUCCCACAGCAUCAGCUUCACAGGUGUUUGCACAAGAGUACGGACCUCGGGGUACAUUCCUUGCUAUUGUAGGUCCCGCAGAAGACGGCAUGUCUCGUCUCAAACCGGUUGAGGGACAGGACCCCUUUUCCUCGCGACUGACUGUCCGUCGGGGCAGGUCGUUCGGCAGUAUCGACGAUCGGUACGAAAGCGACGAUCCGUCAGCGAUGAUGGAGGAGACUGACGCUGAAGGACAGCUGCUUCUGUCGACCUCUUCUGGGGGUUUGGAUGCAACGACGCGCUUGAUGAAGGCGGGUUCAUUACUGAAGGCGCGUGUGACCUUGAGAAGAGCAAUGAAGUCAGUGAGGCGACCGCAAGUAGAAUCCGCAUCAUUCUCUGAGGCAAUUGAGCCGUUGCAAGAAACUGAUGUGGCUACAACCCCGGAUGAUGCGGCAAUUGCAAGGGCCAUAGCUGCUGCAGAGGAAAUGGAUGCUUCCAACAACGAAGGAUCACCUCAUGAUCAGGAACCGCCACAGUCUGGUCUUUCGGAUGAGGUCGCGUCGGGUGAUGAUCAAAAUAGGGUGGAAUUCGUUUUACAAGUUGAUGCUCCUGUUAGCAACGAUGUGGAAGAAUUAAUGGUGCGACAUCCUGAGGGUGAUCACCAGUCGGGGGUGCUGGACAGUUCCGACCACUUCUUAGACGAAUACAAGUUGAAUAGUCGUGAUGACGUUGAGAGUGAUCCCUACUGGAGAGAUGGAAACAGCGACGCAGAUACUGGUCGAGGUGAUGAAAAGAAUGUGAAUGCCUUGCUCAAGUUACAUGAAGGAAAUAGCCCAGAUCAGCAAGACAGCAACAAUGAAUCUUCAAAGGAGGACCCGCAAUCGGAUAUUCCAGACCCAUAACCAUGUAUGACCUUGAUAUCCCCCCUCAAGAACCCGUACAGCAUUUUGACAGCGAGCCCAUGCUAGAAACUGGCACCGCCCCUCACGAUGAUGAGAUCGAUAGGAUAUUGUAAUUUGAGAAGUGGGAGCGGACCCUAAGAUUGUCGGUGCACGGAACUUACCAAGUUUAAUCCAUUUUUGUGUACAUCAUGUUUAUUUUGAAUAUCUGAAUCUGUAAUAGCUCA